UUGACAUAGGUAUUAUUAAAUCUAAUUACAAUUUGUGAAAACGCGAACUAAAGAAUUAUCUCAGGUAAUAUUUUAGAAGAAAUACCAUCCACCUCUUCUUCUUUUUCCCCAAAUGGCAAUAUUUCAAAUUUAGAUUUCUUCACUAAGCUUCUAGCAUUACCAAAUCCUACUGAUAUUGGCCAUUUUAACCAUCUAACGUUAUCAGAUGAGUUGAAAAAGUUUAUUGUUGAAUAUGGAUCAUGUCAACCCAAAGGACCAUUUUAUAGAUAUUCAGAUUCAUUAAAUAAUCGCGUAUCUAAUUUAACGUUUAAUGAAAAAUAUUAUUAUUCUGGGUCAUCAGUGCCAGGUGGAAAGACAAUUAGACUCUGGUUAUGUUAUUCAAUUAUUCGCCAAGUGGCAUAUUGCCAGCCAUGUACUCUGUUCGGGAAUAGAUUAAAAAACAAACAAACAUCAUGGAUUGAAGGUUUUUAUGACUGGGAUCACAUAACAAUUGAUAUUAGCCGUCAUGAAAGUUCUACAUUUCAUCUUGUGUCAUGUAAAGCUUAUAAUAUGUAUUCUAAAAAUUUAAGUAUAGACAGUCAAAUAAAGAAGCAAGAAGAUUCUGAAGCUGAAUAUUGGACCGCAGUUUUAAAGCGUAUAAUAGAUGUAACUAUCACACUAGGUGGCCAAAAUUUAUCUUUCAGGGGUCACAGAGAAGAUGCCAACUUAAAAAAUCCUGGAAAUUUUAUGGCUAUAUUAAAACUUCUAACUAAAUAUGAUCCAAUAUUGGCUACACUUCUAGAAAAACCAAAGAGAAGCGUAAAAUAUCUGAGCCAUCAAGUUCAAAAUCAAAUAAUCGCAUUAGUUGAAAGUGAAAUAAAAAAAAAUAUAAUAUCUGAUGUUUCUUCUGCGCCAUUUUUUUCCUUAAUUCUAGAUUCAACACAAGAUGUGAGCAAGGUCGACCAAGUUUCUACGAUAUAUCGGUACGUGCAUAUAGAAAAAGAUGAACUAGGAAUUCCUAAAAGUAUUGAAAUAAAAGAAGAUUUCAUUGGAUUUUCCGAAGCAGAAGGAAGUACGGGUGAAGCAAUAGAAAAACAGACUAUUGAGAUAUUUAAAGAGAAUGGUCUUGAUAUUGGUAAAUUUAGAGGAAUUGGAUUAGACGGCGCAGCAAGUAUGAGUGGCAAACAUAAUGGCUUGCAGGCUCGACUUCGGAAACGACAACAAAAAGCCAAAUAUGUUCACUGUGCGUCGCAUAAUUUAAACUUGGUGGUAAACGAUUCUGUUAAAAACAUUGUCGAAAUUAGACAAUUUUUUGAGAUGUUAGAAACCUUAUAUACUUUUUUUGGAAACAGUAUACUUCGAUGGUCAAUGUUGAAAAAAGAAAGCAGUGACAUUUCUAGAUCACUUAAAAGGCUGUGCCCUACACGAUGGUCGUCUAGAAUUGAUUGUUUAAUAUCACUCAAUCAUAUGUACCCAGACGUUAUGAAAGUUUUAAACAACAUAACAUUGACUGGGCGUAAUAAGGAUGAACAAAACGAAGCCUCCACACUCAAAAAAUAUUUCCAAAGGUAUGAAACAAUUAUUUUAAUCCUUGUGAUGUAUAAAAUAUUGUCAAAAAUUAAUUUAGCAUCCAAAAUACUUCAAUCACCUGGAGCUGAUAUUGGAAAGGCUGCUGAUUUGAUAAAAAACACAAUGGAAAAUAUGUUGAAAAUCCGUGAUAACUUUAAUAAUUUGAUAGAGGAAGCAGAUUCUAAAGCGUUACAGUGGAAUGUAAAACCGGAGUUUUCUUGUAAACGAACGAGAAAAGUAAAACAAUUUUAUGGUGAGCUAUGUCAAGAUCAACGUCUUUCACAAGGAAACCGUUAUUUUGAAACGCAAGUUUUAUAUCGCUGUAUCGACACUGUAGUUACACAAUUGAAAACAAGAUUUGAAGGUCUAAGUGAAAUAAGUAAUUUAUUUAGUUGUAUUUUAAGACUGCCUACAAUAUCAGAUGACGAGAUCAGUGAGGGUACAAAAAAGUUGGCUGAUGAAUUUCAGGACUUUAAUCCAGCAGAACUUGCCUCACAAAUUGAGUCAUUAAAGUGUCUGUUUGCUUCUGAACUUAAGUCUUGUAACAGCGUUUUUGAUAUGACUAAAUUAUUAAUAAUUGAAAAUAAUAAUUUAAUUACUAGUUUCCCUGACUUAUUAACGGCAUUUUACUUGUUCCUUACAUUACCGGUUACUGUGGCGAGUGCAGAAAGGACAUUCUCAAAACUUAAACUAAUUAAAAAUUAUCUAAGAAGCACAAUGUCCCAAACACGGCUUAGUGGUCUUGCGAUGAUUUCAAUAGAAAAUGAGCGUGCUAAAAAAUUGAACUUAUCGUUAUUGGUGAAGACGUUUGCUCAAGACCGUAGCAGAAAAAAAUCAUUUUCAAUGUAAAUAAAAAAUUAUAAUUACUGUUUCCGAAAUUAUAAUUCAAUAAAUUAUUAAUUUACCAUAUAUAUAUUUUUUUUUUAUUGCAUACAAAUAAACAGCCCAAUGUUUAGAAAUAGAUAUUACAGAUAUAGGGCCUCCAAAAAUAUUGUAUCCACGGGCCUCGAUGAUCGUAGUUCCGCCACUGGAUGAUGUUACUAUGAUAUUAAACACUAAUAUUAUUUUGGUAAUUUAUUCUUAAAGACAAAAUAUGUCGGCUG
This is a messenger RNA of Myzus persicae (green peach aphid), 2651 nucleotides long. RefSeq names its product zinc finger MYM-type protein 1-like. Gene Ontology annotation, molecular function: protein dimerization activity. The transcript has a single exon. NCBI's taxonomy places the organism in Eukaryota, Metazoa, Arthropoda, Insecta, Hemiptera, Aphididae. The record is from RefSeq and is a predicted model, not a curated record. Bases 550 to 2397 code for a protein of 615 amino acids.